AUGCUGAGGUUUUCUAGGUCAUUUCAUAGUACCAGAAUACUGGGUAGAGGCCAAAAUAUUACAGAAAAGAUUGUUCAAUCGUACUCUGUUAACGUACCAGAUGGCAAGAAAGUUGUGUCUGGUGAUUAUGUCACUAUACAGCCGGCACAUUGUAUGUCUCACGAUAAUUCAUGGCCGGUGGCAUUAAAAUUUAUGGGUUUAGGAGCUACUAAAAUUAAGAACCCAAGACAAAUUGUGAAUACUUUGGAUCAUGAUGUACAAAAUAAAACUGAAAAGAAUCUAACAAAAUACAAAAAUAUUGAGAAUUUUGCUAAAAACCAUGGUGUUGACUUUUAUCCUGCAGGAAGAGGGAUUGGUCAUCAAAUUAUGAUCGAGGAAGGUUACGCUUUUCCGUUGAAUCUGACUGUAGCAUCUGAUUCUCACUCUAACACAUACGGUGGCAUCGGUUCCUUAGGUACACCAGUAGUGAGAACUGAUGCUGCAUCUAUUUGGGCCACUGGUCAAACUUGGUGGCAGAUUCCACCUGUAGCCAAGGUAAACUUAAAAGGUGAACUUCCUCAGGGCGUUACUGGUAAAGAUAUCAUAGUUGCACUAUGUGGUAUUUUCAAUAAGGAUGAAGUACUUAAUCACGCAAUUGAGUUUACAGGAAGUUCAUUGGAUAAGAUACCGGUCGAUUAUAGACUAACCAUUGCAAAUAUGACAACUGAGUGGGGAGCGUUGUCAGGUUUGUUUCCUGUUGACAAUACGUUAAUUAAAUGGUACAAGGAUCGCCUUGUUAAAGUGAGACCAAAUCAUCCCAGGAUCAAUCCAAUAACAAUCCAAGCUUUGGAAGCAAAAGCAAAGGUAUUAAAACCAGAUACGGAUGCAAAAUAUGCAAAAACGCUAACAAUAGAUCUUUCCACUCUAACGCAUUAUGUAAGUGGGCCAAAUUCAGUCAAAGUCUCAAAUACAGUAGCCGAACUAUCUUCACAGGAUAUCAAAAUUAAUAAAGCCUAUUUAGUUUCCUGUACUAACUCUCGUCUUUCUGAUUUGGAAUCAGCAGCUGGCGUUGUUUGUCCAACAGGGAAUAUUAAUGAAGUUCAUAAAAUUGCACCUGGCGUCGAAUUCUACGUCGCAGCAGCAUCAUCUGAAGUGCAAAAUGAUGCUAAGUUAUCAGGCGCUUGGGAAAAGUUGAUGAAGGCAGGCUGUCAAAUCUUACCUCCAGGUUGUGGUCCAUGUAUUGGGUUGGGUACGGGUUUAUUAGAGCCUGGUGAAGUGGGCAUCUCCGCAACAAACAGAAAUUUUAAAGGUAGAAUGGGUUCUAAGGACGCUCUAGCCUACUUAGCCUCGCCUGCUGUUGUCGCAGCAUCUGCCAUAGCAGGCAAGAUUGCAUCGCCAAAUGAAGUUUUAGGUACGAUGGACAAAACUGCUGUCGAACAGGUCCCUACUCUUAUGGCAGAAGUUGAUGAGUUUGUGAAACAAGAUGAGACUAUCUCAAACACUGAAGAAGGAUCUGCUGACCGUGUAGAUAUACUAGAAGGGUUCCCUACAGAGAUCACAGGGGAGUUGGUUCUAUGUGAUGCCGAUAAUAUUAAUACAGACGGUAUAUAUCCCGGUAAAUACACUUACCAAGAUAAUGUACCAAAGGAAACGAUGGCUAAAGUAUGCAUGGAGAAUUACGAUCCUGAAUUCCAAACCAAAGUCAAAGCCGGCGAUAUUAUCGUCAGUGGAUAUAAUUUUGGCACAGGUUCGUCAAGGGAACAAGCCGCCACUGCAAUAUUGUCCAAGGGUAUCAAUUUAGUGGUAGCAGGCUCCUUUGGAAAUAUAUUUUCUAGAAACUCUAUAAACAAUGCAUUGUUGACGUUGGAGAUUCCUAAUCUAAUCAACCUACUAAGAGAAACCUAUAAAAAUGAGCCAGUGAAAGAAUUAACCAAGAGAACCGGUUGGUUCUUAAAAUGGGACGUGGCCAAUACGACAGUCACGGUGACAGAAGGCUCAUUAGAUGGGUACAUCGUAUUAGAACAAAGAGUUGGCGAAUUAGGGAAAAACUUACAAGAAAUCAUUAGUAAAGGCGGCCUUGAAGGCUGGAUUAAGUCGAAGUUGUAA
Molecule: messenger RNA, 2085 nt
Organism: Tetrapisispora phaffii CBS 4417
Lineage: Eukaryota; Fungi; Ascomycota; Saccharomycetes; Saccharomycetales; Saccharomycetaceae
Gene: LYS4
Product: homoaconitate hydratase LYS4
Exons: 1
Coding region: 1-2085 (694 amino acids)
Biological process (GO): L-lysine biosynthetic process
Molecular function (GO): 4 iron, 4 sulfur cluster binding; homoaconitate hydratase activity
Source: RefSeq, a predicted model, not a curated record